AUGAUUAUCAUUUUAGAGCUGUUUUCAAAAUCUAAAUUUUUCAAUUUUAAUUUAGAACUUUCUGAUUUAGAUCCUUCUAAUUCAAGACCACCAAAUUCAAAAUCACCUAAUCCAAAAACUUUCUGA
Dentiscutata heterogama is the source of this 126-nucleotide messenger RNA. The record is from the annotation of a GenBank genome assembly. NCBI's taxonomy places the organism in Eukaryota, Fungi, Glomeromycota, Glomeromycetes, Diversisporales, Gigasporaceae.